AUGGCCGGCACGCGGAAUUACGAUUUCUUGAUUAAACUGUUGUUGAUUGGAGACUCGGGUGUGGGAAAAUCAUGUUGUCUAUUGCGCUUCAGUGAAGACUCUUUCACUCCAUCGUUCAUCACAACUAUCGGCAUUGAUUUCAAGAUCCGCACGAUCGAACUCGACGGAAAGAGGGUGAAGUUGCAGAUUUGGGACACAGCCGGCCAGGAGCGCUUCCGCACGAUCACAACAGCGUACUACCGGGGUGCUAUGGGCAUCCUCUUGGUCUACGAUGUGACAGAUGAACGUUCAUUCCAAAACAUCCGGACCUGGUUCUCAAACGUGGAGCAGCACGCCAGUGAGGGCGUACACAAGAUCCUGAUCGGUAACAAGUGUGAUUGGGAAGAGAAGAGAGCGGUCUCUACCGAACAAGGCCAACAACUGGCCGACGAGCUUGGCAUCCCCUUCCUUGAAGUCUCAGCCAAAAACAACAUCAACAUUGAGAAGGCGUUCUACAGUCUUGCAUCGGAUAUCAAGAAAGGCAUGGAUACUUCCAAGACUGAACAGUCCGGUAAUGGAGGUGUCAGUAUAGACCAGCAGGGCUCGGGUCUGAAUGGCAACUCUGGAGGGAAGUGCUGUUGA
Molecule: messenger RNA, 621 nt
Organism: Penicillium olsonii
Lineage: Eukaryota; Fungi; Ascomycota; Eurotiomycetes; Eurotiales; Aspergillaceae
Source: the annotation of a GenBank genome assembly